Messenger RNA from Kogia breviceps (pygmy sperm whale), 2326 nucleotides. NCBI's taxonomy places the organism in Eukaryota, Metazoa, Chordata, Mammalia, Artiodactyla, Physeteridae. The record is from RefSeq and is a predicted model, not a curated record.
GGCCCCCCACCCCCGUGCAUGCAGGUUUCUUCCCAUUGGUUCGCUGCCUGCCUCGGGAGCCCCCUGUGGCCUCCAACCAGGCAGCCUACUUGGCGCCCCGCAGCGAGUGCCCCCAAGCUGACCCUGUUUCCCAUUGGCUGCUCUGGGGGCCGCCGCCAUCUAAUGAGGAUGGGGGCGCAGAGCUCCCGAGCACGCCCUCCCUGCGGCGGGAUCUAGCCCUGUAGCCGCGGGACCGGGCAGGGGCCGAAGCUGUGCAAAGGCCGAGAUACCGGCUUCUCUUCGGAGGACACCCGUUCUUCCUCCGGGCCGGGUCUGGGUCGCAGCUCGGGCUUCCCGCGGAGCUGUGCAUCUCUAAUCUGGAACCCAACCCUCGAGGCUCCAGUAAGUACGAAACACCUACGCAGCGUGAGAACCGGCUCAGGGCGGACGGAGAGAGUGUCCCUGCUCCUGUGUAUCCUGUGUGCAUCUCCAUUUACUAAUCUCCUUAAUCGUUUAUCCACCCAUCGUUUAUCGGUUCGUUUAUUUGGCAUUCUGGGUGCACUCGCUGCGCCGCUUGUCCACAUCCUUCUCUCCGACGGUGUUGGGAAAUCCUGUGCCCUGAAGAAUUCGGACUGAGAUCCGAACGGAAGAGUGGUGUAGACGAGGGUGCAACCCCGGAGGGACCAUGUUCUACUAUCCCAGCGUGCUUCAGCGCCACACGGGCUGCUUUGCCACCAUCUGGCUGGCAGCAACGCGCGGCACCCGGUUGGUGAAGCGCGAAUACCUGAAGGUCAACGUGGUGAAGACCUGCGAGGAAAUCCUCAAUUACGUGCUGGUACGAGUGCAGCCCCCGCUGCCAGGUCUGCCGCGGCCCCGCUUCUCCCUUUACCUCUCAGCCCAGCUCCAGAUCGGCGUCAUUCGGGUCUACGCUCAACAAUGCCAGUACCUUGUAGAGGACAUCCAGCACAUCCUGGAGCGCCUGCACCGGGCCCAGCUGCAGAUGCGCAUUGAUAUGGUGGAGAUUGACCUACCCAGCCUGCUGCUGCCUAAUCACCUGGCCAGGAUGGAGACUCUGGAAGAUGCUCCAGACCCCUUUUUUGGGAUGAUGUCCGUGGAACCCAGACUGCCCAGUCCCUUCAAUAUCCCUCAGAUUCGACACCUCCUAGAGGCUGUGACCCCAGAGAGAGUUCUUGAAGAGAUCCCUCCUGAAGUUCCUAUAGAGCCAGAAAGGAUUCUGGUCACUGCACCGUCUCCCGAGGCCAUCACGCUCCUGGAGGCGGAGCCCAUACGUAUGCUAAAGAUUGAGGGUGAACGGGAGCUCCCAGAGGUCAGCCGCCGAGACUUGGAACUGCUGAUCGCAGAGGAGGAGGAAGCCAUCUUGUUAGAGGAACGUCGGCUAGAGUACAAAGAGGAGCUCCGGGCCCCGGAGAGGGAGAUCACAAUCCCCCCGCCCUCACCUCUAGCUCUUGCAGAGGUGGAGGAGGCUGCAGAACCACUUCCGGUUCAGGUCCUGGCCCCCGAGGAGCUGAAGCCACCAGGCUGGGAGCCCGAGGCCCUACUUCCUGAGGUAACCCCCCCGCUGGAGCUGCGUCUGCCAGUCCCACUCAGCCCAGAGCGGAGGAGACCCCCAGUCUCCCCACCUCCCAGGAGCCCACCUGCUCGCCGCCGCCGCCGCCAGUUAUUAUUCUGGGACCGGGAGACCCAGAUCCCCCGGGAGGAAUUCCGGGAACAAAUGCAAACCAGAGCCCACUGCCGGGAGUGUCCAAUGGUGCAGCCUCCCGAGAGGAUGAUCAUGAGCCCCGGAGAGCUGUUCCGAACCCCGACUCACUGUGAGGAAUGGUGGGACUGGUGUGUGGGAUCCUCUGAACCCCUAUCCCUCACUCUUGGUGUUCCUCACGCCUCAGACCCUCUCCCUGCUGCCCCGUCCUCAGCUGGCCAGCUACCCCAAGAACUGCUGGCUUUCUGGACCCACUGUGCCCAGCCACUCCCGCUAGCACUCAGGAGAAGGCCGCCCCCGGAGCCCGAGUUAGAGGAAGCUGAGAGGGAGGCGGCAGCAGAGGAGGAAAGGAGAAAGGCUGAAACUCCGAGCGAUAUUGAGGUCCUGAGGGAGGCCCUGGAGCCCAGUGGGCCCCUCACGCUGCCUUCAGAGAUCUCCCUAGAAGCGGCUGAGGAGGAGAAGACCCGCAUCAGCCUCGUCGAAGAACGGUGGUAAGCGGCAGCCCCAGCUAGGAUGGGUGUGCCCCUCGUCACUGUCACAGCUGCCACCUUCCCUGCUCCACCCAACUCCUGUGUUUUCCUAGGGCCUGGGCUGAGGCGGAGCAGCCAGAAGCUCCUGCAUUGCCCGUGG